Parastagonospora nodorum SN15 is the source of this 1230-nucleotide messenger RNA. RefSeq lists its product as hypothetical. The transcript has 2 exons. Lineage: Eukaryota; Fungi; Ascomycota; Dothideomycetes; Pleosporales; Phaeosphaeriaceae. Gene Ontology annotation, biological process: response to reactive oxygen species; cellular response to oxidative stress; hydrogen peroxide catabolic process. The record is from RefSeq and is a predicted model, not a curated record. Gene Ontology annotation, molecular function: peroxidase activity; heme binding. The coding region runs from base 1 to 1128 and encodes 375 amino acids.
AUGGCUUCCGCUUCACGAAACUUCUCUCGUGCUCUGCGCACCGCAGCUCCAUCUUUCCGUGCAACCACCACACGCUCAGCUCGCUUUGCCGCCCCUUCGCAGCCCGCCUUUCGCAAGCAGUGGCAACGCAGCUAUGCUUCCAGCUCUGAGGGCGGAUCCGAGAAAUACGAGGGCAACCCCUCCGGCAUGAUCGCGGGAGCUGCUGCUCUGCUCGCCGUGGCCGCUGGUUAUGGCCUGUACAUCCAAAAGCCUGAGCUGUUUGGCCAGGAGCCUAAGUCCGCCUCGUUCGUGCCCAGGUUCGAGGACUACCAGAAGGUCUACAACGCCAUUGCGAAGAGACUUGAGGAGCAUGACAACUACGACGAUGGCAGUUACGGCCCCGUCCUGGUGCGGUUGGCAUGGCACGCAUCUGGAACCUACGACAAGCUCACCAACACCGGCGGCUCCAACGGCGCAACCAUGCGCUUCGCCCCCGAAGGCGACCACGGCGCCAACGCCGGCCUCAAAGCCGCCCGCGACUUCCUCGAGCCCGUGAAGGAAGCUUUCCCCUGGAUCACAUACUCGGACCUCUGGAUCCUCGCCGGCGUCUGCUCCAUCCAAGAAAUGCAGGGCCCCAAGAUCCCCUACCGCGCUGGCCGCUCCGACCGCGACGUCAGCUUCUGCACGCCCGACGGCCGCCUGCCUGACGCGAGCAAGGACCACAGCCACAUCCGCGCCAUCUUCGGCCGCAUGGGCUUCGGCGACAAGGAGAUGGUCGCGCUGUCUGGCGCCCACGCGCUGGGCCGCUGCCACACUGAUCGCUCGGGCUACGAUGGCCCGUGGACGUUCAGCCCCACCACCAUGACCAACGACUACUACAAGCUGCUGCUCGAGGAGAAGUGGGGCUACAAGAAGUGGAACGGCCCCAAGCAGUUCGAGGAUGUCAAGACCAAGACCCUCAUGAUGCUGCCGACGGAUAUGGAGCUCGUCAAGGAUAAGAGCUUCAGGAAGUACACGGAGCUGUACGCCAAGGAUAACGAGGUGUUCUUCAAGGACUUUAGUGACGCGGUUAUGACGCUGUUUGAGCUCGGUGUGCCGUUUGAGCAGCCCGAGGAUCAGCGCUAUGUGUUCAAGAGCAGCUUUGAUUAGAUGGGAGUGAGAGGUGGAGGGUGACGUUUGCCCAUUGUGAUAUCCAUGUAGACCAUUUAGAUCUUCUUUGCGUUUGAGCUGGAAUACAGCUUGUUCAUAUUA